AUGACUAGAGUACUCCCCCUUCCCCAGUGGCGCCAGCUCCUGACCAUGGACGAGGAGAUUUUCCAUGAGCUAUGUGUGGAGUUCUACUCCACCUUCUCCCACAUCGUCCCGACCAGCAAGAAGAGCCGGCCUCAGGUGGAGUUUAUUCUGGGCAGUCAGCUGCGAGUGCUGACCUAUGAUGGCUUCGCUCAGGCCAUGGGACUCGACACUGCUCACAAGACGAUGACGGAGUGGUAG
Molecule: messenger RNA, 237 nt
Organism: Linum trigynum
Lineage: Eukaryota; Viridiplantae; Streptophyta; Magnoliopsida; Malpighiales; Linaceae
Source: the annotation of a GenBank genome assembly